Messenger RNA from Motacilla alba alba, 6180 nucleotides. It is a transcript of the gene TOPAZ1, whose product is annotated as testis and ovary specific PAZ domain containing 1. Gene Ontology annotation, molecular function: protein binding. The record is from RefSeq and is a predicted model, not a curated record. Bases 127 to 6180 code for a protein of 2017 amino acids. The transcript is spliced from 20 exons. NCBI's taxonomy places the organism in Eukaryota, Metazoa, Chordata, Aves, Passeriformes, Motacillidae. Gene Ontology annotation, biological process: spermatocyte division; spermatid development.
AGGGGCUGUCUCCCGCUCCUAGGUCGGGCCUGCACCCAUCGUGGGUGCCGGGCUAGCGAGGUUGCAGCGAGAGGUGCGCUGGCGAGCGGCUUUUGUGGGCUCUGUUGCUGUCUCUGCGCCACCGAGAUGCCGCAGUUGAGGUCAGGGAAGGUGGUGAGAGCCGGCGAGGUGAAGCCGGUUGACCCGGAGGUCAGCCCCGGCUCUCCGCGGGCAGGGUGUGAGCCAGAGGGAAAGUUGGUAGCCAAGCGGAGUCGUCGUCUGGCACCCAAGAGAAAGCUUGAGCAGCCCUUACCUUCCUUUCCACAACCUGCCAGGCUCUCUUGUACUUCCUUUAAGUGUUUUACUCUUCCUGUGCCCAUGCAGAAGGAGCAAGGUGAGAACAGACAGAAAUUCCCAGGUAAAAAAACCAAGGGAAUCCAGCACAGGAAGUCUCCCCGAAGAAGCAAGGGUGUAGCUUCACUAAUUUCAGACGCAGCUGAAUGUGAAGAUAGGCAAGCAGCAGCCACGGCUGCGGGAAUGUGCUGGGAAGAGACUCUAAGAGGGACAGGUCAAAGUCAACAGCUGUUUUUCUCAGGAGCUCCUUUGCAGAAAAAGUUCUCAGCAGGGAUUGAAAGGAAUGAACAUUACUCAGAAGACCUGAACUACUCAGGUUUCUGCAAGGGUUCAGGGAACUCGGGAACGGAAGGCAAACAUUCCUGUAUGGAAAUAAAAUUACAAGUCCCAAACUUGAAGAGGGAAAUCGAGAGCACAGAGAGACAUGGAAUAUCCUGUUUUCCAGAGCCAGAAGUUCUUCAACCCCAAAAGGUCACAUGGAGUACUCAAGUGAAAUGUACUGACUCUACAAUGACACAGAAUAUGCAAAUCCCCGAUUUUAGGAAGACUUUGGGUACUCAGGAAGUUGUCCCUGAACCAAAACCUCAGGAAAAGGUUGAUAUACUAGAGAGGUUGAAUAGGUGUCCAUUAGUUGGAUCAAGAACACUAGUGACACAGGAAAAAGAAGGGAGAUGCUUGGGCAAGAAAGGCAGGAGAUCAGUGGGGAAAUCAAAAGUACAUGGUCCUAGGCAGAGGGGUAGUUCUGCCUUGCUGAAACAGCAUACACAGUGUCCAGAGUCCAGGAAAGGAGCUCUUAGUAUGAGGAACAGAAAUGCUUUGCUGUCCCAGCAGCUGCAGGAUCUGAGUGGACAAAAACAACCAAUAACCAGAAGAAAGACUCAGAAGCGUUGCAUGAAAGAAGAGCAGCAGAGCUCAAGCCCUCAGAAAAGACCAGAGAGCCCAGGGGAAAGUGCAGAGGAGCAGUUGAGAGCAAUUGAGCAAGACUCUGGUACUUCACAGCCUGUAAAGAAGGUUAAGACAAAGCAAAACAGGGUAGAAGAUUCUGAGGAAAAGGAAUCUCACUAUUCUAGAUCUUCUACAGUUUCUGCUUCAGGUAACACUGAAAGCAAGAGCUUUCUAUGCCAUGCUGUAACAGAAGAGCCCAGUGUGCAGUGUAGAAAAAGGCAACACAGAUCUGGUCAUAUCAAGCGCUUGCAAAGUUUAAGUGUGACUGCAGCUGAAGUGAUGAAUACAUCUGCAAAAUGUGAUGCUGAACGUGGCAGUAGUGCCCUAAACCAUUGUACUGGCUUGCUCUGUGCAGCCGAAAAGAAUCCAUUUGUGGUGUUAGAGGACUGUAGUUACAUCAACACGUUAGUGAAGCCUUCAGCUAGUGGAACUACCAACAGUUAUAAAUUGAAUGGAUUCUUCCAUGUAGCCCAUGGUACUGGAGACCUGAAUGAUAGAAUUUGCAGCACUAGUAGAAUGCAAAAGGAGAGAUCACUCAUAAAAGGUGGUUUAUCACCUAAUAAAGAAAAGAAUGAAAAUGAAGAAGGCUGUGUUUCAUGCUGCCUGAGUGACAGCAGUAAGUGUUUAAGGGGAAAAAAGUGGAAUAUUGGUAGAAAGCCUAGAAAAAAGAUGAAAAUCACAGAGAAAUCUGCAGACAUGGCUAGUAAACGCAAGAAGUGUGAGUUACGAACAGAAGCAGCGGUUGCCAUGUCAAGCUCGUUUUCAGUUUCAGGACUAAAUAAUACUCUCUCAGCUUCAUAUGAUCAUACAUCAGAUUUUGAUACAGAAAAAAAGGAAGUAAAAACUGUGUCAGCCCGGAAAAAGAAUAGUACCAAAUUACUUGCAUUUGAAACUGGCUUUAAGAAGACAUCUGAGCUCUCUGCAAUAGUAAAAGGAGAAAAUUCAAGCAGUGAGGCAGGUUAUGCAGCUGCCUCAGGUAGCCUUAGAGCGUUAGCUCAGGUCCAUGAUGUUUCUGAUCAUCACAAAAGCAAGCCAAGAGGAAAUUUGAACAAAGUAACUAAGAAAUUGCAGCAGUUUACCUGUCAAAGAACAAUACCCAUGACUGGUAAAAAAGUUUGGCCUGUUGAAUCUUGUGCCAGGACUUCUGAAUGGUUUCUUAAAAAUCAUAGGUUCAUCUCAGAAGGAAAAAGACUUUUAAAGGCUGCUCUUGAGGAUUCCUCUGGUAAAAGCAGUGUUAAAGCUGUGGAGCAUUUUGCAGUGACUGGGAAUGUGAGACAGCUGGAUUUGCAUACAUCAUUGGCAGAAAUUACAAAAGAAAUUGCUCAUAAAAAGAUUGAUCCAAAUAUUGACUGUCAGCCUUCACUUGAAACAAUGGAAUCUUCUUCUGUGGAUAUUUAUGGGACUUUGACAGUGAACAAUGAAAAUGGGGAAUCACCAGUUAAUACAGAUAGAAGUGCUGUGGCUUUUAGCCUUGAUGAUGUGCAAGAAGUUACAGCAACUUUGAAUUUUACAGCAAAACAAAAAGAUGAAGAUAAAGGAGAUGUAACGGAAAGAAACAUGUCCAUGACAGUCCAGAAUGGUACAAUAAAACAAGAAGAUAAAGGUGAAGGAGUUGUGACAAAUAGAGACCUGUCUGUGACAGUCCAGAAUAGCACAAAACAAAGAGAUAAAAAUGAAGGAGAUGUGACAAACAGAAACCUGCCUGCGACAGUCCAGAACAGUAUAACAAAACAAAAGGAUGAAAAUGAAGGAGAUGUGACAAAUAGAAACGUGUCUGUGAGAGUCCAGAGUGGUACUUCUGCAAAUAACACAAAAAGUAUAAACUUGAGCCCUAAAGUAUCAGUAGUGAAGCAGACAUUUUCUGAUUUAAACCUAGUUAAACCCUUAACCUCUGGAAACAUGACAAAAUUCAAAAUUCCUUUAUGCAGAAACAAACCUAAAUCCAAGAAACGGGAAUCUGUCCAUUCAUUUGAAAGCAAAACUUGUAGUCCACUAGAGCUUCUUGAAAGCACUGGUCCAGGAAGGCAGAAGACAGGUGAAGAGACUUUCUUGGUAAAGUCUGAGCAGCGUCCUCUUCCUGUCAUGGGUGAUGCUACAUCUCCAGCUUCCAUACAGAAAAAAGCAGAUGAGAUGGAUAGUAAGGACUUCCAGCACCAUGGCUCUGUAAACCUCUCUGAUGAGAUGUCUGUGCUCCCUGAAAGUUUUUCUACUUAUCCGCAUCCUCUUCUUGAUGGACAGCCAGAGCCAUCUGUGCCUGAUUUCUAUGGUACUGAGCGUGUGCUGAAAUCUAGUUUUCCUGAUCAUUCUUGGAAUGCAGUCGACCGCCUUGGUGGAUUAGAAAUAAAUGGUGAUAGAAAAUCAAGAGGGAAUUUUUCACAACACAAAAGUCAGAAUUUACCAGAUGUCAUUGAAGCUUACAACCAAGAUGUUCUUGUCAUUGAUGUGAUUCAGGAUGACCCUGACCUUUUUGGAACCAGUAAUGAAGAGGAGGUUGCACCUGCACGCUGUGAAAAUUGUCCAGUGAAAGCAUCCUCUGCAAACUGCAUUAAAGACACAAAGGUGUAUAUUAAGCCUGAAUCUCCUGUUACCUCAGAAAAGACAUAUUCAGUAGAGAGUAGUUUUAGAUGCAUGCAAGAGUCUGGAAAGUCAAGUGGUACUGAAAGUUCCUGUAAUUUGGUGUUAAAAGCUGAAGAUGUGAAGACCCACAACUCCUCCAGAGGAAGCAGUCCUUCAGGAGAUGUUAGUGAGGGCUUUCUUAAAGAUAGGCAACAGAGCAAACUAGAUGAACUUUUGACAAGUUUGGACGUGGAUGAAAAGUUCGAGCUUGCAGAUGGAGUGCCUGAUGUUGAAGAAGAAAAUAAGAGUGAAGCUGGAAAAAGUGACUGUAAAUACAAAGUGAGCUGUGAAUUGCUAUCAGGAUUGCCAUUGAAUGACCGAAAAGUAAAUCUCUUCAGUGGAACUACAGAGAUGAAAUCCUGGACAAAUGGUUACAAAUCUUCAGGAAGAAAUACUUCACUGCCAUUGAAGAAUUAUGGAGAUUUUGAGCCAUGGAAGAUGGAGAAAAAUGCAAGUGCUUCUCAUUCAGUCCAGCAGAUCCUUGAUGCACUUAACUUGCCCCGUAAAUACUGCAGAUACUAUUUCAUGACUUCACGUGGGUGUGAAAGGACAAAAUGUUGGUUCUGUCAUGUUCCAGGACAACAGGAUGAAAAGAUUUGCAUGGCAAUUCUUAGGACAUACAUUAGUAUCAAAGAAUCGGGCCUCCUAAAACGUGCAGUCCAAAUAUUUGUGCAGUAUUACAAAGAAGUUACUCCUGGUGUGGAUUUUGCUUCUGAAGUGCUGAAUGAUCUUCUUGUUUCAUUGCUCAACAACUGCUUGUUGCAGGAAGUAUUUCAGAUAUUGAAUGUAAUUGUACAAAUCAAGACACUGCCAGCUGUAGAUGUUCUUCUGAAAGUUUUUGAGCAUGUGGCUUCUUUGAAUAUCAGAAAUGCUGUGCCUACAUUAAUCAGUACCUUCUGUAAGCUCAUUGAUGCUGGUAUGUUCCUUCAGUUAGAACAUUUUGACUACAUUAUUAAGUUACUUCGCCAAUUGCAAGUUUCCAGUUGGGAAAUGAGUACUGUCUUGAACAUAAAAUCCAGAAUUAAGGAAAGAUAUUUUGAAAAGACAUGGAUUUUUGACUUCAACUUGGCAGUGGCUGAAAUUCAGCAUUGCAAGGAAAAAAGGGAUUGGACCAAGCUGGGAGCUUUGUAUCUUAAUGCAAGAACUGGAUGUGAACAUUUUGAGGAUCUUCAGAAAUUGUUUUUAUCUAUUGCUGAAAUUCUAGCCAAAGAUUCUGAGACAGACAGACCAGGAGUCCCUUUUUGUGAUUUUGCUGAUACAGUAAUGAAAAAUUCACAGCAUAAUAAAGCAGACAGACUUUUCAUUGGAAGGACUGGGAUAAGCGUAAUGUAUUCGUAUCACAAAGUACUGCAGUGGAUAAAGGGAAGGAAGGUUUUGGAUAAACUGCAUGAGCUACAGAUAGAUUUUACACUCUUGAAAGGACUUGUAGGUGCAGGGAGGUCAGCAUCCAGAUGUCAGAUUGUUAAUAAAGCCGCAGAAAUCUUUCUUUAUUCUGGAAAUUUGGAUGGAGCAACAAGGGUAUUGAGAGAGUCAGAGUGGAUCACAGAUGCACCGUUGUGGCCCUGUGAUAAAAUGGACAUCCUCAAUCGACACAAUCUGUUAUGUGCAAUAGUGCACAAAUACUUGAGGAGGAGUUUGUACAGGCAGGCAUUUGAAGUUCUGCAGAACUUACCGGGUUUGCAGAAACAUUCUGAUAUUAUAGAUGCUUCUCAAUACAGCAGCCUUUUUAACAAGCUGAUAAAUGCCUGUUUUGAGAACAAGAACCUUGGGGUCUCAUCUUCUGCAGUAGACUUCAUGCUUUCCAAAAAAAUUGCUAUUGAUUUUGUUUUACUUAGAGGAUUAAUCACAGCUUUGGGAAGAAGUUCUUUAUGGUCCAAAGCUAGGACCUAUUACAAAAAUGCUUUAUCACUGGGUUGCUACCCAGAGCUGCAGGGAAAUUUAUAUCACAAACUACUGAAGAUUGCUUCUUACCUGUCUGAAGUUGAGAUGCUCUUGGCCAUUGAAAUAUUUCUUGUUUCAAAUGCCACUGAUAUUCAAAGUUCUAAUAGUCAGACUCUUCAAAUAGUACUGAAAAGAUCUGAAGAUACAGUUCAGAAUAACAGUGCCUAUCACGAGGCAGUGGAGAGGCUGAUCCAGGCGGCUCAUUUAUCUGAUCCAAAGCUUUUUCUUAAGCAUUUGACAAUGAAUGUUAAUAUGGAAGAAGUUUACAGCCUGGAGCAUUCAUCGGCUCUAAAAUGGCUUCAGGAGAAUAUGAAAUGGGCUCAGAAGGUCUGGCUGUUCCAGUAG